This is a messenger RNA of Sorex araneus (European shrew), 975 nucleotides long. RefSeq names its product olfactory receptor 14A16-like. Gene Ontology annotation, biological process: G protein-coupled receptor signaling pathway. The record is from RefSeq and is a predicted model, not a curated record. Gene Ontology annotation, molecular function: olfactory receptor activity; odorant binding; G protein-coupled receptor activity. NCBI's taxonomy places the organism in Eukaryota, Metazoa, Chordata, Mammalia, Eulipotyphla, Soricidae. The transcript has a single exon. Gene Ontology annotation, cellular component: membrane. Bases 1 to 975 code for a protein of 324 amino acids.
AUGGCAAAUAUCACCAUGUUGGCAACUGAAUUCAUCCUCCAGGGAUUUUCAGACAUUCGGGAACAUCAAAUUCUCCAUGCUGUAUUGUUCAUACUUAUCUACCUGACAGCUCUAGUUGGCAACCUUCUCAUUGUCCUUCUGACCACCUUCGACCAGCAUCUUCAUAGUCCUAUGCAUUUUUUUCUGAGGACAUUAUCAUUUUUAGAUGUGUGCUUCAUUUCUGUCACUGUUCCCAAGGCCAUUACUCAGUCUUUGACACAGGAUAGCUCCAUAUCGUUCUUGGGAUGUAUAGCACAAGUCUUUCUGGUUGUUUUAUUUGCUUGUACAGAGUUGGCAUUGCUCACAGUGAUGUCCUAUGACAGAUACACAGCUAUUUGCCACCCCCUACACUACCAGCUCAUCAUGAGGAAAGGGGCCUGUGAGCAGAUGGUAGCUGCAUCCUGGUUUAGUGGGAUUGUUUCUGGGUUUCUGAAUACGUCCGCUACCUUCUCAUUAUCGUUUUGUGGGUCAAAUUUUGUCCAUCAGUUCUUCUGUGAGAUCCCCCCAUUACUCAAACUUGCCUGCUCAGAGAAGUUCCUUGCUGAGUUUGGAGCCAUCAUUAUCACAACAUCCUUAGGUAUUAUGUGUUUCAUUUGCAUCCUGGUUUCUUAUAUUCAUAUAUUCUCCACAGUCCUGAGGAUUCCAUCAGUUGAAGGCAGGUCAAAAGCCUUCUCAACAUGCAUUCCUCAUCUUCUAGUUGUUUCUAUUUUCCUUAAUACAGGGUCCAUUGCAUACCUAAAGCCAGUGCCAAAGUCCCCUUCUAUCUGGAAUUUGAUGGUAUCUGUCUUCUAUACUGUAGUGCCACCAACUCUGAAUCCCAUCAUCUAUAGCCUCAAGAACAAAGACAUGAAGGCAGCCUUCUGGAGAAUGUUGAGAAAAACUGCUUUUAUAUUCAGUAACAAAAUAACAAUAAUAAAGAUAGCACCAAAAGUUUGA